AACGCCGCCUCCGCCUACUGCGCCGCUCGGAGCUGGCACGUCACCACCAAACCUCCGUUGGCAGCGACGGUGGCGGCGGUGUCUGGCUGCUGCUGGACCCGAGAAAAGCUGCCCCGUCGGGAAGGCCCGGGACGCCGCAGACCCCGGGGCGGACUCGGCUGGGAGGAGGCGGACUCCGAGCGGCGGCGGUAGCGGUAGCGGUAGCGGCAGCGGCGGCGGCGGCGGCGGCGACGACCAGGGUCAGACUCCGACCCGGCCCGAGGAAGCUCCUGCCCGGUGGGUGAGGCCUGCCCGGCCUGGUCCCCGUAGCGUCCCCAUCGCGAUCGCCCUCCCCACCCCUACCCCCUUCGCCACCAUCUCCGCCCCUACCUGCAGGAUGGCGAGCAGCAUAGUUGGGGGCAAGUACGAGCUGCUGCGGAAGGUCGGGGCCGGCUCGUUCGGCGACAUCUACCUGGCCAUCAACAUCACGAAUGGCGAGGAGGUGGCGGUGAAGCUGGAGUCGCAGAAAGCCAAGCACCCCCAGCUGCUGUACGAGAGCAAGCUGUACAAGGUCCUGCAAGGCGGGGUGGGCAUCCCCCACAUGCGCUGGUACGGCCAGGAGAAGGACUACAACGUCCUCGUCAUGGACCUCCUGGGGCCCAGCCUGGAGGACCUCUUCAAUUUCUGCUCCCGCAGGUUCACCAUGAAAACCGUGCUGAUGCUGGCCGACCAGAUGAUCAGCAGAAUUGAGUAUGUGCAUACCAAGAACUUUAUCCACAGGGACAUUAAACCUGAUAAUUUCCUGAUGGGGAUUGGGCGCCAUUGUAAUAAGCUAUUCCUUAUUGACUUUGGACUGGCCAAAAAGUAUCGAGACAACAGAACAAAACAGCAUAUACCCUACAGAGAAGAUAAAAACCUCACUGGCACUGCCAGGUAUGCCAGCAUCAAUGCACACCUUGGCAUCGAGCAGAGCCGUCGAGAUGACAUGGAGUCCCUGGGCUAUGUGUUGAUGUAUUUUAACAGAACCAGCUUGCCCUGGCAAGGACUGAAAGCUGCAACCAAGAAGCAAAAGUAUGAAAAGAUCAGCGAAAAGAAGAUGUCCACCCCGGUGGAAGUUCUAUGCCAGGGGUUUCCUGCAGAAUUUGCCAUGUAUCUCAACUACUGCCGUGGCCUGCGCUUUGAAGAGGCACCGGAUUACAUGUAUCUGAGGCAGCUAUUUCGUAUUCUUUUCAGGACUCUGAACCACCAGUAUGACUACACUUUUGAUUGGACAAUGUUAAAGCAGAAAGUGACCUAAAACACAGGCUCUUCUAGUGGGUAGGGUCGGCAGACCCCCAAACCCCACAGGUUUCCAAGCAUGAAGAGAAACACAUGAAGUAGAGCAGAUGAUUGGAAUAGGACUAUGUUGCUCCCCAAAUCUGGACAUUUUCGUUCAUAUGUACACUUGCCAGUGGUUGUGGACAACCCUUUACUUGAUAUAAAGAACUUAAUUUCAGUAUAAACUGGCUCUGGUCAACAUUGGUGAUGCUGCCUUCUGAGUUGUAGCUGCUGUGAUCAUGAAUAUUAACUGAGAUAGUGAAACAUGUCCAAUUUUUGCAUUUUUAAGUGAAAAAAUUAAAUGAUUAACACAAGUGGAGAGAAAUUGUGCAUAUUGCAAUUUUUGUUACCUUUUAUUUUAAAUUACGCUGCAGUGAAAUCUCAUUUCAUAAGAACAGCAUGAACAUUGUUCAACCACAGUUGUAAUACGUGUAAAUGCUCGCAAUUGUGUACUCUUAAAGUAUUUUUUCCCUCCCUGAGGUUUGAAAGUUGUAAACAUUCUUAAAAUUGUUGACUUCUAUGUGCAAGCCAGCUGACAUGGUAGCAACCAAAGAUUCAGACUGCCUGCUUACUGUGCUAGAAAUAACAGCAUCUAAAGUGAAGAUUUAAAACAAACUUAGUGACUACUAGAUUAUCUUUAGAAUUCUGCAUUAACUCUAUAAUAUUCUUGCUGUUAAAAAAAAUUGUCACAGAAAGUUAACAUCUUAAAACUGAACUUGUAUGUAAGUUGUUUAUGUAAAUGUAAUCACUGUAAACAUCUAUAUGACCUGUGAUUGUGUUUUUAUUUUGAAAUGGGAGCUUUUUUGUUUACAAAUUCAUUAAAAACUAAAAGUUGUUUCUGGUUAAAAAAAAA
This is a messenger RNA of Trichosurus vulpecula (common brushtail), 2149 nucleotides long. Its product is annotated as casein kinase I-like. The transcript has a single exon. The record is from RefSeq and is a predicted model, not a curated record. The coding region runs from base 377 to 1276 and encodes 299 amino acids. NCBI's taxonomy places the organism in Eukaryota, Metazoa, Chordata, Mammalia, Diprotodontia, Phalangeridae. Gene Ontology annotation, biological process: negative regulation of canonical Wnt signaling pathway; signal transduction; peptidyl-serine phosphorylation. Gene Ontology annotation, cellular component: cytoplasm; nucleus. Gene Ontology annotation, molecular function: ATP binding; protein serine/threonine kinase activity.